AUGAACACCAUCCUCAGUGUUUUAGCUAAUGCCGCCUCAUCGGUGUCAUCUACAUCUUCUGCUGCUACCAUGUCCCAUCACAAACUGCAAGCAGAUAGCUUCCAUGAUCGUUCUCCUUACUUACAAAUAAAAAAUCACAAUUCUAAAAUUGUCCACUAUAAGCAACACUUUCUAUCCAUCUUAUUGUCUUCGUAUUGGCUUGCUCGCUCAUAUAAUGAAUUUAUGUUGCCGUGCCUAAUGUUUAUUGGUCGGUCACAAUGUAUGACUAAACUGUCUACCUUCUUAUAUGUUGAUUUCAGCACAGAACCAUCAGUUACGAAGCCGUUGAAAUCUAGUAAUUUGAUUAAAUCAACCAAGUCAUACAGUAUCUAUAGUGAUACGACCAGAGAAUCGUUUAUCGACCGUAUGCUUGAGCAACCGCAAGAGCGUGGCUUAGUGGCUAAAGUUGCAAGAGAACUCAACGUGAAAUACCGUACUGCACUGAAUUGGUGGCACAUUUAUGAAGAAAUGGAAGGGGUGCCGUAUAAAAAUAGUGAAAAAACAGUGUUCCAAAAAGCUCAUUUACAACUGCAUGAUAACGAGUACAUUAACCAAGCUACUUGA
This is a messenger RNA of Mycotypha africana, 603 nucleotides long. RefSeq lists its product as uncharacterized. The transcript is spliced from 3 exons. NCBI's taxonomy places the organism in Eukaryota, Fungi, Mucoromycota, Mucoromycetes, Mucorales, Mycotyphaceae. The coding region runs from base 1 to 603 and encodes 200 amino acids. The record is from RefSeq and is a predicted model, not a curated record.